AUGUUGGGAUUACUCCGGCUAUUUCGUGCUAUAUCCGUCUCCUGUAGGCAUAAAAGUAGGCUUUCUGAUUUUUUUUUCUUUGUAGGAUGCGAAAGUAGUCUCUUUUCUGUUUAUAACGUAUAUACACACCAAUUUGUUCGGGAAAUUGGUAAGGAGGAAACCAUGCGUUUUGUUGCAGUUACACUUUGCCGAGCAGUGCCGGACAUACGGGCUCGACUACAAGGUGCGGCAGCAACGAUUGAGACAGAAGCUGCCGAUAAUCCCAAUUUGAACAAAACAACGGACCCGGAUCCUAUCAUGGUUUGCUGUGCGUACAAGAAGAAUCGCUUCUAUCUCUUUACCAAUUCUGAACCAUACUCGACUGAUGAAGGGGAUGAAUCUGCCGUCAGUCGUGAUAUCUUCAAUGAACGACCUCGUAAAGAAGAUCAACUCACUGCUGUUGAGCAAGAAGGCGAGAUCAAGCAUGCCACUGAAGAAGCUGUUUUGCACACUACAAUGGGGGAUAUUCGGAUAAAGCUGUUUCCAAAUGAAUGUCCCAAAACAGUGGAGAACUUCAGCACACAUGCUAGGAGAGGCUAUUAUAAUGGAUUAAUACUGGUGAUCCUACCGGUAAAGGUACGGGUGGACAAUCUAUCUGGGGAGCCGAUUUUGAAGAUGAAUUCCAUCCUAGAUUAA
Messenger RNA from Cylicostephanus goldi, 675 nucleotides. The record is from the annotation of a GenBank genome assembly. NCBI's taxonomy places the organism in Eukaryota, Metazoa, Nematoda, Chromadorea, Rhabditida, Strongylidae.